AUGCAGGACAGGACCACCGGCUCUACGAUAAUGCAGGAGACGAGUUGCUUGGUCAUUAUUGUCUGGCAGCCUACACCAUACAGUGCCCUUGGACUGUGCCGUGGAACUAACGCUCGCCGAAAAUCGCCGCAGUUGUCCAAGCCAACGACGACUUCCUCGUACAUCGGGCCAGGACAUGUAAUGCCUGACGCAGUCCGAGAUGUGGCAGGCUUCCAGCAGGUGAUGGGUCUCUCAGGUUACAGACAAUAUUGGAAAAUAACUCAACACUUGGGCCAUCCAUCUGCAAGAUUAUCGCCGGCAUCACACGCGUACUAUUGGCAGAUGGCAGCUGCUAUUCUUGUACCAAAUCCCAGACCUCGAGCGAUGCAGUUCAAUUUCGUAUUGGGCGCCUUGACCACCUUUUCUUAG
Aspergillus puulaauensis is the source of this 408-nucleotide messenger RNA. RefSeq lists its product as uncharacterized. Bases 1 to 408 code for a protein of 135 amino acids. The record is from RefSeq and is a predicted model, not a curated record. The transcript has a single exon. NCBI's taxonomy places the organism in Eukaryota, Fungi, Ascomycota, Eurotiomycetes, Eurotiales, Aspergillaceae.